AUGAAUAACCAGGAAUCGAUAUCAAGAUAUGACAACUUUGUUCGAGAUAUCUCCAGCAAUACCACUAAUACCAGCAGUAAUAAAGAUAGAUAUGUGAACUUAAAUGCUCAACAUACCAACUCAAACUCUAGUUUAAACCUAAAGUCUGCUUCACAAAUACAAAAUCCGUUUAUACGAAAACCAACCCUCAAUCCCUUUGCCAUGGAUCUACAGAAUGGUUCGGAGGUGCAUAUAAAUAAUACCAAAACUUCAAAUUUUUACCAAAGCCCUAAUAACACUACAACUAUAAUAACUAAUAAACCAACCACUAUUACCUCUUUGAACCAUACCAAGGAAUUAGGCACAUCUCAACAAUAUCGUCACAAUCAAGAAUCACAACCCCCACAUACUUCGACAUCCUUAGCUCAAAAUAUUCGUUCUAACAUUGAGUCAUACCAAAAUGAAUUAGCUAAUACAAGUACAAGCUCUAUCCCAAUAUCUAUUACUAAUUCAAACAUAAGUUCUAAUUCUACUUCAAAUCCUAAUACAAGUAAUAACUCAGUUUUAACCUCAAAUACUGAUAAUCAUGUAAAGAAAUCUCAUCCAUAUAAUCAAGAGGUAAUACCGUCAAGCGGUAAUAAUAAUAAGCAAACAGUAUAUCCAACUACUCCAAUUGAUGAUACUAAAAGAAAUUUAUCUGAAUUUUCUAAGGAUGCCUUGGAAUUUUAUAAUAUUUAUCAAGAGAUUGUUGACGAUUCCACAGAUUUUACUCCUACAUUACAAUUAAAAUGGGUAGAGACAUUAUUAAUUUUUUCAUUUAACGAAAAUUUCAUCAAAAAUUAUAACAUUAAUGCUGAAAAAUUGAAAAAAUAUUUAUCGAACGAAUUAGUGAUUAAAAAUCAAAAAAUUUUAAUUGAUCAUGCGUUUAAAGUUUUAACUAAAUUAAUUUCAAUAAACUAUCCUGAUGCUUUAUAUUUGGCAGGUACAUUAUAUUCAAAUAAAUCAUAUUUGAAAUCGGCCGAUAACAAAUACAUAGAUAUUAGGAGAAUUGUCAGAAAAGAUGAUACUAAAGCAUUAAAAUUCUAUGAAAAAGCUGCAAAUUUAAACCAUUCUGAAUCAUACUAUAGGCUAGGUAUAUGCUACGAAUAUCAAGUUGGUAUAGAGAAGGAUAACACUGAUUCUUCAGAUACUCAAUUUUCUGAACAUUUGAAAAAAUCAUAUAAAUAUUAUGAGAUCGGAGCCAUUAAAUUCUUGAAUCAUAAAUGUAUGUACAAACUAGGUAUGAUUAAUUUGAAUGGAUUCGAAUCAAACCCUGAGAUUAAGUUUAAUAUCAAUAUUGAAACAGGCCUAAAUUGGUUGAAAAAAUCUGCAAAAUUGGGAAAAUUUGGUCAAGCAUAUUAUCAAUUGGGUAAAAUAUAUGAGUUUAAUAAUUUAAAUUCAAAUUUGAAAAAAAAUUUAAUGGAAUUUUCUGAUAUUACUAUUCAGAAUAAAAGUAAAGCUAUCCAUUAUUAUUAUAAAGCCGCAAUUGAAUGUAAUUAUUCAUUAAGCCAAUGGAAAAUUGGUAAUUUAUAUGAGAAUGGUGAUUUAGGUUUACCUAUAUCUACGUUGAAAUCAAUCUUUUGGUAUAUGAGAUGCAUAAACAAUGAUGAAUUUUUGUCAUCUAAGAAUGGUAAUAAUAUUAACAAAAAGAGUGAUAUUGAAGAUAAUCUUCAAAAUAUUAGUCAAGCAAUGGCAAUGCUAUCGAUAAGUGGAUGGUAUUUAACCGGAUCUCCAAAUGUAUUAUUAAUGAAUUUAAAAGAAUCAUUUAAUUGGGUAAAAAAAUCUUGUGAAAUUUCCAGCAACAAAUUAAGUAAGAAUGAAUAUAUUUUAGGUUAUUAUUAUGAAAAUGGUAUUGGCUGCGAUAAAGAUAUUCAACAAUCCAAAAUUCAUUAUCAAAAUUCAUAUAAUCUAGGGUAUCUGAAAGCACUUGAUAGAUUUAAUAAAAGUAGUUUCAUAUGA
Henningerozyma blattae CBS 6284 is the source of this 1977-nucleotide messenger RNA. It is a transcript of the gene ACK1, whose product is annotated as Ack1p. The transcript has a single exon. NCBI's taxonomy places the organism in Eukaryota, Fungi, Ascomycota, Saccharomycetes, Saccharomycetales, Saccharomycetaceae. The coding region runs from base 1 to 1977 and encodes 658 amino acids. The record is from RefSeq and is a predicted model, not a curated record. Gene Ontology annotation, molecular function: protein binding.